Molecule: messenger RNA, 1805 nt
Organism: Daphnia pulex (common water flea)
Lineage: Eukaryota; Metazoa; Arthropoda; Branchiopoda; Diplostraca; Daphniidae
Product: collagen alpha-1(I) chain-like
Exons: 5
Coding region: 62-1594 (510 amino acids)
Source: RefSeq, a predicted model, not a curated record
GUUCCUGUUUUGCCAAUCGGUGAAGAGAAAAGAUAUCAGUGUCGAACUAUUUCAAAUCGACAUGAGGGGAUUGGCGAUUAUUCCUUUCUUGGCUGCUACGGCAUUUGCCGCUCCCAAUUAUGCACCAGCUCCCCAGAACGCAGCUGGUCCUCCAUUAGCGAGUUCUUACGGUAACUACGUAAGCCCGACCGGAGUUAGAGCGCCAUCAAAUAUUGACGAAGUUCAGAAGGAAUGGAACAAAUUCAUGGAGAAGCUGCCUUGGCUCAAGGGACCACCUGGACCACCUGGACCACCCGGAGCAUCUCCUAGCGCAGAUCAAGACACCAGUUACGGACCUAGCUACAAACAACGUCAGCAAGUGAUUGUGGGUCCUCCUGGUCCAGCUGGUCCAGCCGGCGCACCCGGAGCAAAGGGAGAAGCCGGAUACGCUGGCAAUCCUGGAAUGAAUGGCGCAGCUGGGGCUGUAGGCGCUCCUGGAUACGAUGGCGCUCCUGGCGCAAAGGGAGAUAAGGGCGCAGCAGGUUACAACGGAGCUCCUGGUCCCGCCGGUGUAGAUGGUUACCACGGAGUCAAGGGAGAGCGUGGAUUCACCGGAGCACCAGGCCCAAUUGGAGCUCUAGGAGCACCAGGCAAAGAUGGUUACAAUGGCUUGAAUGGAGCCCCAGGACCCAAAGGUGAACAAGGCCCAGUUGGUCCGACUUUGAUCUCAACCGUUCCCGGUCCCGUUGGCGCUCCGGGUCCCGCUGGUAAAGACGGAUGGCCCGGUUUCCCUGGCGCUCCCGGCCCUAUUGGCGAAAUUGGCGCUCCUGGCCCAAUCGGACCUGUUGGAAAACCUGGAACGAAUGGCUUCAGCGGAGGUCCUGGCCCUAAAGGUGAAGCUGGCAAUCCUGGUUUCAAUGGAAUGCCUGGCAAGGACGGACUCAACGGAGCACCAAGCACUCAACCCGGCCCAAUGGGACAAAUGGGACCUGUUGGACCAGCUGGUUUCAACGGCGCACCAGGAAAAGACGGUUUCCCCGGUAAAACAGGUCCCCCAGGCAGGGAAGGAUUAAACGGACAACCUGGCCCCGCUGGUGAUGUUGGACAACCUGGUAAACCUGGCAAAGAUGGUUUCAUCGGUUUCCCCGGCUUCCCAGGAGCACCAGGUGCUCCUGGGCCAGUAGGAGCCGAAGGCCAACCCGGCCAACUAGGCAGACCUGGUAGCCCUGGACCGAUGGGACCGGUUGGCGAUAUGGGACCUCAAGGCAAUCAAGGCGCACCCGGCUUCAUUGGCGCCCCUGGUCCGAUCGGACCUAAAGGCGCAUUCGGAGCUCAGGGUAGCCCAGGACCAACAGGACCUCAAGGAAUCGCAGGAUCGCCCGGCUUUACCGGCGCUCCCGGUCCUACUGGACCCCAAGGCAGUCCCGGAUCUCCUCCACCUGUGGGAGCUCCAGGACCCGGUGCUCCACUUCCCAUGGGCGCUCCAGGACCCGGUGCUCCAUCUCCCAUCGGCGCUCCAGGACCCGGCGCUCCAGGGCCUGGUGCUCCAGUCUACUAUGAUUCUUCCGCUCAACAGACCACUUUUCAAGCGCAGCAGCCAUCUUACUCCGGCUGAAAUAAUUUUUAAAAAUCUACUUUGAUUCACCAAGUGCUCGACUUGACAUUCAGACAUCUUCAGAGAAAGACAAAACAACAGCAAGAAAAUUUACUAUAUGACUGCUUCCUAUAUACAUUCCCUUUCGCUACAAAAAUGGUGUUGACUCAUUCACAUAAUUUUGUUGGUAUGAAAGAUAUUAAGUAUUGAAUAUACAACGUACACAGACAAA